This is a messenger RNA of Lipotes vexillifer (Yangtze River dolphin), 1945 nucleotides long. RefSeq names its product thioredoxin reductase 1 (gene TXNRD1). Bases 132 to 1511 code for a protein of 459 amino acids. Lineage: Eukaryota; Metazoa; Chordata; Mammalia; Artiodactyla; Lipotidae. The transcript is spliced from 13 exons. The record is from RefSeq and is a predicted model, not a curated record. Gene Ontology annotation, molecular function: flavin adenine dinucleotide binding; thioredoxin-disulfide reductase (NADPH) activity; glutathione-disulfide reductase (NADPH) activity. Gene Ontology annotation, biological process: cell redox homeostasis; cellular response to oxidative stress; glutathione metabolic process. Gene Ontology annotation, cellular component: mitochondrion; cytosol.
GGCGGGGCCUCGAGGGAGCGCUCUGCGAACUGACCUUGAAAACCGACAUACCCGUUGUGUUUGUGAAACGAAGAAAGCUAGGCGGCCAUGGUCCAACCCUGAAGGAGGCGGCCAAAUAUGACAAGAAGGUGAUGGUCCUGGAUUUUGUCACUCCAACCCCUCUUGGAACUAGAUGGGGCCUCGGAGGAACAUGUGUGAAUGUGGGUUGCAUACCUAAAAAACUGAUGCACCAAGCAGCUUUGUUAGGACAAGCCCUCCGAGACUCUCGAAACUAUGGGUGGAACGUUGAGGAGAUAGUGAAACAUGACUGGGAGAGAAUGACAGAAGCUGUCCAGAAUCACAUUGGCUCUCUGAACUGGGGCUACCGUGUGGCUCUGCGGGAGAAAAAGGUCAUCUAUGAGAACGCAUAUGGGCAGUUUGUUGGGCCUCAUAAGAUUAAGGCAACAAACAACAAAGGCAAAGAGAAGAUUUAUUCUGCAGAGAGAUUUCUCAUUGCCACUGGUGAAAGGCCACGUUAUUUGGGUAUCCCUGGUGACAAAGAAUACUGCAUCAGCAGUGAUGAUCUGUUCUCUUUACCCUAUUGCCCGGGUAAGACCCUGGUGGUUGGAGCAUCCUACGUUGCUUUGGAAUGUGCUGGAUUUCUUGCUGGCAUUGGUUUAGAUGUCACUGUUAUGGUACGGUCCAUUCUCCUAAGAGGAUUUGACCAGGACAUGGCCAACAAAAUCGGUGAACAUAUGGAAGAACAUGGUAUCAAGUUUAUAAGACAGUUUGUACCAAUAAAAGUUGAACAGAUUGAAGCAGGGACACCAGGCCGACUCAGGGUGGUAGCUACGUCCACUGAGAGUGACAUAACCAUCGAAGGAGAGUAUAACACGGUAUUGCUGGCAAUAGGAAGAGAUGCUUGCACAAGGGAAAUUGGCUUAGAAAACGUGGGGGUAAAGUUAAAUGAACAGACUGGAAAAAUACCUGUCACGGAUGAAGAGCAGACCAGCGUGCCUUACAUCUAUGCCAUUGGCGAUGUGUUAGAGGGGAAGCUGGAGCUCACCCCAGUGGCAAUCCAGGCAGGAAGGUUGCUGGCGCGGAGGCUGUACGGGAGCUCCACUGUCAAGUGUGACUAUGAAAAUGUUCCAACGACCGUUUUCACUCCUUUGGAAUAUGGUGCUUGUGGUCUUUCUGAAGAGAAAGCCGUGGAGAAAUUUGGGGAAGAAAAUAUUGAGGUUUACCAUAGUCACUUUUGGCCAUUGGAAUGGACGAUUCCAUCAAGAGAUAACAACAAAUGUUAUGCAAAAAUAGUCUGCAAUAUCAAAGACAGUGAACGUGUUGUGGGCUUCCACGUACUGGGUCCAAAUGCUGGAGAAGUUACCCAGGGCUUCGCAGCAGCUCUCAAGUGCGGGCUGACCAAAGACCAGCUGGACGGCACCAUCGGAAUCCACCCCGUCUGCGCAGAGGUAUUCACGACACUGUCGGUGACCAAGCGCUCGGGGGAGAACAUCCUCCAGACCGGUUGCUGAGGUUAAGCCCCAGUGUGGGUGCUGCUGCCAGGACUCCGAACCACUGACGUAUUUCUUGCCCAAGUCCAAGGCGAAGUUUGCGGAAGGCUCUCGGGCUUCAGCAGCCACGUGUCCUGUGCUUAGAGCCCCGAGGCCCCCUUGGAUCUCAUGGGCCGGAGGUGACGCGUGGGUGGCAGGCAGCAUCGCACUGGGGUCAGCAUGAUGCACUCGAAACUGGCUUUCGGCAGAGCUUCGCAGAGGGGCGUCCAUGAAGUCACCAGCCUCAAGCCCGCGCGGUGGGUGGUGAUGGAACCGUCGAAGCAGUUUUUGCAUGGCCUUUCCUUUGUAGGUUUUCUUAUUCUCACUGUCAACCUUUCUCAGGUUGGUUAUUUUUUUCUCCGCCGUGUUAGUGAAAGUAGAGAUGAUAGCAGACAAUUUUUAUCCAAAAGCAAGUC